AUGCGGAUGUAUAAAACACUAAAAGAGAAUCAGAGUCGAUUGUCUAGUGCAACGAUAGCUAGACAUCAAACUGCAUUGAAGAGUUUGAUUAUGCAGUUCAUGACCACUCCGAUUUCCUUCUUCCCAGCGUUUGUUGUUCUUCUCACCGUAUUAAUCCCAACAGAAUAUUCGCAAAAAAUUUCUUGGUGGUCUCUUAUGGUUGGUACUACUCAUUCCUUUUUUAACUCUAUUGUUGUUAUCAUAACUUAUGCGGAAUUUCGAAAAGCAUUUCUUUUCUGUAAACGGAAUACUAAAAAGUCAGUUAUCGCUGAUGCUGGACAACGUUACAUUGAACAAUUUCAGGAUGUCGUUUCUGGUUACACUUGUGAAGCUUUCCGGAGUUUAAGGAGGAUCGCCUGGAGUAACGAACUAAAUGAAAAAAGAUAA
This is a messenger RNA of Caenorhabditis briggsae, 426 nucleotides long. The coding region runs from base 1 to 426 and encodes 141 amino acids. The record is from RefSeq and is a predicted model, not a curated record. The transcript is spliced from 3 exons. Lineage: Eukaryota; Metazoa; Nematoda; Chromadorea; Rhabditida; Rhabditidae.